Messenger RNA from Nematolebias whitei (Rio pearlfish), 3350 nucleotides. Its product is annotated as calcium/calmodulin-dependent protein kinase type IV. Gene Ontology annotation, biological process: protein phosphorylation. The record is from RefSeq and is a predicted model, not a curated record. Bases 207 to 1643 code for a protein of 478 amino acids. Gene Ontology annotation, molecular function: ATP binding; calmodulin binding; calcium/calmodulin-dependent protein kinase activity. Lineage: Eukaryota; Metazoa; Chordata; Actinopteri; Cyprinodontiformes; Rivulidae. The transcript is spliced from 11 exons.
AGUCUGGAUUAGAACCCACCAGGACCCCCCGCCCCCCCCACUCCGUUCCUCUGAUGCGGGUUUUACCGAACUGGAUUUACAUGUGAUCUGAUCUGGAUUGCUGCACUCCUGGUUCUGAUCGGGUCCCAUCAGACCCGGUCCUGGUCCUGGUGUUUCUCGGACUUUAAGUCCUCUUGGCGCUGGAUCUGAGGAGUCCCGCUCCGACCAUGCCGACGUCCCGGCCUGGUUCGGAGCCGGUGGAGUUCUGGGUGGACGGGUCCAGGCGGGACGGGACGGUGGAGGACUUCUACUCCCUGGGUUCGGAGCUGGGCAGAGGAGCAACAUCCAUUGUGUAUCGCUGUGAGGAGAAACAAACACAGAAACCCUACGCCAUCAAAGUUCUGAAGAAAACGAUCGACAAAAAAAUAGUUCGCACUGAAAUUGGCGUCCUGCUGCGUCUUUCCCAUCCAAACAUUAUCCAGCUGAAGGAGAUCUUUGAGACGGACACCGACAUCGCGCUGGUGUUGGAGCUGGUGACCGGAGGAGAGCUGUUCGACCGGAUUGUGGAGCGGGGUUACUACAGCGAGAGAGACGCAGCUCACGUCAUCAAACAGAUCCUGGAGGCCGUGGCGUAUUUACACGGGAACGGGGUCGUUCAUCGUGACCUGAAACCUGAGAACCUGCUGUACGCCGACCUGUCGCUGGACGCCUCGCUGAAGAUCGCUGACUUUGGUCUUUCCAAAAUCAUCGACGACCAGGUGACCAUGAAGACCGUCUGUGGUACUCCUGGAUACUGUGCUCCAGAAAUCCUGCGGGGAAAUGCUUAUGGCCCCGAGGUGGACAUGUGGUCAGUGGGCGUCAUCCUCUACAUCCUGCUCUGUGGGUUUGAGCCCUUCUUUGACCCAAGGGGUGAUCAGUACAUGUACAGCCGAAUCCUCAACUGUGACUACGAGUUCGUGUCGCCGUGGUGGGAUGAGGUCUCCCUUAACGCCAAGGAUUUGGUCAGUAAGCUUAUUGUCCUCGAUCCUCGCAAGCGCCUCAGCGUCCGUGAGGCCCUGCAGCACCCCUGGGUGCUGGGUAAAGCUGCUCGUUUCUCCCACAUGGACACGACACAAAGGAAACUGCAGGAGUUCAAUGCGCGACGCAAACUUAAGGCUGCCAUGAAGGCUGUCGUAGCCACUAGUCGGAUGCACGAGGGCUCAAAGCGUCGCACCGACAGCUGCGAGAUUCCGGCUUCAGGAACUUCCAGACAGAGCAGCAUGCAGCAGGACGCCCCUCUGGAGUCCACAAGUCCUGUCCCUGAUGAAAAAGAGGUCACACCCCCAGACCAGGAGGUGCCACAACAAGCUGAAUCCAAGCUUGACGACCAAAGUGCCCUCAGCCCCUCGCCGCCACAAAGUCCCAACUCUCCCAACCCUGAAGCCACAACCACAGGCCCCGCCCUCGUCAGACCGCCACUACGUGCCGACGGGCUCCGACAGGCGUCGGUCAUCCCUAAAUCAAUGCUGGUCCAACCUCGGCUGCCGCAGAAGAGCUGUUCUGUCAUAGAGCCUGCCCUCAGAGUGGAGGCCACGCCCCGUCUGGGCUCACCUCCGAGUCCCAGCAACCUCAGCAACGGCUUCAUGCCAGGGGCGGAGCCUAGCAGUAAAACCACCCACUGUUAGUGUUCACCUGACAAAGCUGCUUCAAGUUCAACACAAAAUAAUUCACAAUUCAGCUUCCAUCAUUUCUGUACAAACAUCUUAGUCAACUUCCUGGACUCAAAUUAAACCAGAAACAAAAGUUUGUGUAACACCUGGCGCCACGUUAACCGACAUGAGUUCUGCCACUGAGCUGGGAGACCAAUCAGUCCACAGCUGAGGCCACAUCGAGGGUUGGCUGGGUGGGUUUGACAAAAGUCCCGAGCUUAUUUCAGAUGUUUAAGGACAGAGUAGCAGCACUGAGCAUCUUUUAAAGAUUUUUUUCUCCUGAACUUUAAAUGAAGAAAAUCUACUUUAGUGGAUUUUCAGAAUGAAUGUAAAGCUGGAAAUGAGCAGAAAAGUGAAGUCUAGGUACUUUCUGACUUGAGACUUUUUACUUCCUGCCUCAGUUGAACUCCAGGAGUUAAAGUGCACAGGUAAUGAAGGUUAUAGAAGUAUAUUUUACUGUAAAAAUAUAAAUACUAACUACAGAAACAACUUUAAACAGGCCUUUGGGUUUAUUUGGCUGUUUGUUUCUGUCUCUUCCUGUUGAAGUCCAGGAAACUUUCAUUUUGUCUGGGACUUCUUUCCACCCCUCAAACUCUUCCAGAUACUUUCUGAUUGUAACGUUUCAUGGUCGUAAGUUUUUACUGUAACGGUCCAGAUGCACCAGAUGCACAGAGAUGUUUUGUCUACGAGUGUGGAGCCUCUUUUUGGUGCAAACCGGACGUUCUAUCCGGGAGGACGGGACACGUUCAGUCUGAGCUGAAGUCGAUCACCACUUAGAAGGAACUGUUCAACAUGUUGCAUUUCUGAAUAUUGAAUCGCUCUCAUGUUUGUGUUCCAGAAAAGAGCUUGAGCUGAUUAUCAACAAAUCCAGGAUUUAUUUAGGUUAGCUGGUUUAACUAGCUCGGGUAGUUCAGGUGUUCUCUGUGGAGAUGCGCUACUUGUGCUAAAAACUGAGGUAAAAUAAUAUAUUUAAAACUGCAGAUUUUGAUUUAUCAUAAAGAACAAAAGCAUUGCCCCAAAUAAUCACAUCUUCCUUAAAGAAAUCUGAAACUAACACAGUCAGGUCAAGGUUGUUAAUAUUGUAAAACUAGAACUUGAAAAAAAAAAAGCACAAACACAAUUUUCUCAAGAUAAUCAGUUAUUUGUGUUCUUUCAGGAUUUGUAUCGCAUUAACUUGGGGGCUUUAUGGAAAAUAAGGUUUUUAUGUUGUUUUCUGGUAAAAAAUAUUGUUAGUUUGGGACAAGUCAUUUUCUUGAGAUAAGUUAUCUAGUUAUCUUGAUUCAAAAUGCUUCUUUUCUGAAAAUAACAAGCUGUUUAUCUUGGGUCACACUAGUCAGUUUCUCAAGAUAAUAAUGUUUUUAUAUUGUUCCCUGAAAUAAUUUAUUUAUCUCAUUGUCUUUGGUUGAAAUGGUUAUUUUCUCAACAUAAGGAUUUAUCAUUGUCCUCUCAGAGUAACGAGUCGUUUAAAUACCUUGGAUCAUAAUGACCAUUUUACUCAAGAUAAUGUUUUUUAUGCAGCUUUCUUUAAAAAGUUAUUUACAGUAGUCCCUUGUUUAUUGCAGAUGUUACUUUCCAGACCCCGCCCCCCCCCACCUCGCCACAAUAAGUGGAAAUCCACAAAGUAGGUACGUUGUAUUUAUUUUAGAUUUAUAUAUAUUUUAAGGCUUUAUAAACCUUUCCCAC